AUGGAGGCGGAGAAGAAGUUACUGCGGAUCAAAGAGGCCUUUCAGCGGCCCAGCAGCCGCACCAGAACUCUGCCGAACCUACAGCACGAAAAAGAAUUCGUUCACUACCUUAAAUAUGCUAUGAUAAUCUGAGCUGCGGAGCAAGUAAUAGAUUUUGCUGCUGAGUUUGUUACUUCAUUUCACCAAUCAGAGAAAGAAGAUGAUGAAGAAGAUGAAGAAAGUUCCCUUUUAAAUUAAUUGUUUACUUUUCUCCUGGAGUCUCAUGAAGGAAAUAGCGAAGCAGUUAGGUUUAGAGUGUGCCAUCUUAUAAAUAAACUUUUGGGAAGUAUGCCGGAAAAUGCCCAGAUUGAUGAUGAUUUGUUUGAUAAAAUUAGUGAAGCCAUGCUUACUAGAGAGAAAGAUAAAUUUCCCAAUGUGAGAAUUCAGCCAGUUCUGGCUCUUGCUAGAUUUCAGGAUCCCAAAGAUGAUGGUUGUCCUGUAGUUAAUGCAUAUAGUAUAGUACUUGAAAAUGAUCCCAAUUCAGAAGUAGUGUUAUCUCGUUUUGCUCCAUCAGCAAAGACUUUGUCAAAAAUUGUUGGGAGUACCAGACAUGUGAAAGAGGCUGUCAGGAAGUUGGCAUAUGAGGUUUUAGCUGAAAAGGUUCCUAUGAGAGCUUUGUCUAUAGCUCAGAGAGUAAUGCUUCUUCAACAAGGACUUAAUGACAGAUCAGAGGCUGUGAAAGAAGUUAUGCAGAAGAAACUUCUGCAGGCUUGGUUACAUUUUAAUGAAGGAGAUAUCUUACAAGUUCUUCAUGGACUGGAUAUAGAAAACUGCCCUGAAGUGGCAGACUCAAUCUUGAAGGCCUUGUUUGCCACAAUUCCUCUUAGUGAACUGAUGGAAGUCUAUAAAAACAGUGAUGGCAGGAAAUUGAUCCCUGUGGAAACACUAACCCCUGAAAUUGCUUUGUACUGGACAGUUCUUUGUGAAUAUCUGAAGUCUAAAGGAGAUGAAGGGGAAGCUUUCUUAGAGCAGAUUUUGCCAGAAACUCUCAUCUAUGCAGAAUAUCUGCUGAGUCAUACUCAGAACGUUCCAGUUGUUACAGAAGAAAAAAGAGGAGAUUUUGCCUUUAUAGAAAAUUAGAUGACAAAAGAGUUUAUAGGUCAACAGUUGAUUCUAAUUAUCAAGUCUUUGGAUACCAAUGAAGAGGGAAGAAGGGAAGUUGCAGAAAUUAUUUCAGAGAUCUGGGAGCCCAUAGUCACUGCUGAUGCUACUGAAGAUUCUGCUGAAGCAAGAAAAAAAGAACUCAGACUGCCUGGAGUAAAAGUAAUGCUUACUGAAGCCAAGGAAGCUUUGGAGGAAUGCAUUACUCUCCAGGAUUUUAAUCAUGCCUCCCUGUUCAAAGAGAAAAUAAAAGAACUGGAAGAUACCAAAAUGGACCCAAUAAAAGAAACAGAACAUCUUGAGAUCAAGGAGGUUCACACGGAAAAUAAUGAUCCUGAAACAUUACAGAAAUGUCUAAUUUUAUUCUAUGAACUUCUGAAACAGAUCUCUAGUUCCACAGGCAUAAGUGCAACCAUGAAUGUUAUUAUUGACUCUUUGAUUCUUCCUGGAAUAACAAGUAUUUAUCCUGAAGUGAGAAAUAUGGCUGUUUUAUGCUUAGGUUGUUGUGGUCUGCAGAACCAAGAUUUCGCCAGUGAACAUUUUGCACUGUUAUUGCAGGUUUUGAAAAUGGAUGAUGUCACAAUAAAAAUAAGUGCUCUCAAGGCAGUUUUUGACCAGCUCUUGUUGUUUGGGACUGAGCCAUUUCAAUCCAAAAAAGUCAAGGACCUUGAGAGUGGAGAAGCAAAGACAACUGAAGGUAGUGAUUCUGACCAUGAGCUAAAAAUAAAAGCUGUGGAAGAAGAGACUGCCUCCCCUAAGAACAUCCUGAAGCUUCUGGCUGGUUUUUUAGACAGUGAGAUUUCUGAGCUCCACACAGCUGCUGCUGCAAGACUCUCCAAACCGAUGUUCUCUGGAGGAUUAGUUAGUAGCAGGCUUCUUUCCCCUCUUGUCUUGUUGUGAUACAAUCCUGUGACUGAAGAGGAUGUUCCACUGCGACAUUGUCUAGAGGUGUUCUUCCCUAUAUUUGCUUAUGCUAACAAGACUAAUCAGGAGUGCUUUGAAGACACUUUUUUCCCAACUCUGAAAAUGCUACUUAAUGCGCCUGCAUCUUCUUCUUUAGCUGAAAUAGAUAUUGCUAAUGUAGCUGAACUACUUGUAGACUUGACAAGACCAAGUGGAUUGAACCCUCAAGCCAGAAAUUCCCAGGACUACCAGGUUUCAACAGUACAUGAUAAUUUAUCCAUAAAAAUUUGCAAUGAAAUCUUAAUAAGUCCAUGUGCACCAGAAAUUUGCAUUUAUGUAAAAGCCUUGAAUUCUUUAGAACUCAGUGACAGUUCUGCAAAAGAACUUAUUAUGUUAUUGGAUGAGAUUCUUGAGGAAGUAAAAGAUAGGACAUGUUUGAGAGCCUUAGAGAAAAUUAAGAUACAGUUGAGCAAAGGAAGUAAUGAACAUGGUGACCAGUUCCCAAGAGCACAGGACACUGAUAGUGCUACCAUGGCCACUAAUCAGAAUGAGGAAGUGAUUGAGACAAUGGAAAUUCUCUAUAAUUUAUCAAGGUUAUCCUAUAUGACUGGGCGCUCGGCAGCUGGAGAUGGGGCGGGGCACGCGGCUGCGUCCCAGAUGAUCGGUCACGCCUUUGGUUCCCCACCCCCCACCCCCAGCAGCUGGAGCGUCCACGCAACUGGUCCUCUCUUGGUGGCUUCUCCAGAGGCAGCAGGAGAAAGAGCAGCACCUGAAGGAGGAGGAGGAGGCGGUGGUGGCGGCGCCUCUGCUGAGAAAGCAGAAGGUGGAGGAGGACCAGGAGGAGGACAAGUGCUGACACCCAAGGAGGUGAAGAUGGAGCAGGAAGAGCAUCUUGAAAAGGUUCUGCAGGCCUGUGAGGGAGUGGAACAGCUGAAGGUGGAGAAGCAGCAGCAGCAGGCUCAGCUGGAGGAGGAGCCGGAGGUCAAGGAGGAGAGAGAGGGAAGGAACCAGGAGCAGGUACAAAAGGAAGAGAAGGAAGAAGAAGAAGAAAAGAAGGAGGAGAAGGAAGAGGAGCUUCUGCAGAAGGGGGCCGAGGCCCAAGGGACCGGAGAGCAGCAGGAGCAGCAGCCAGCCCUUGAGGGGGAGCAGGAGAGACGGCAGGGCAAGUGGGUGCGGCAAGAGAAGGAGAGAUUACUGAGUGAACCACAGGAGAAGAGGAGGAAGGAGGAUUGUCAGGACCAGGAGCAGAAGGAGCUGACAGAGGAGCAGGAGAAGGCCAAGGAUGUUGCAGCUGCUGUCGGGGACUCCAAGGGGGGCCCCAAGAUCAAUCCAGACAACCAUGGGAUGGAUCUGAAUAGUGAGAACUCCACAAAUGAUAAGCCCCGGGCCGAAAAGCGUGUUCCUGUUUUGUUCGAAGUGCCCCAGCUCAGCCCGGAGCUCAUCAGGCAGUUGUGCCAGCCUCUUCCCCCGAACCCAUACUUCGAGAGUUUCCGCAGUCGAAGGGCCCAGGACGUAUUCAACAAGAGUAAACUGGAGGAUCAAACACCUAAAACAACUCCAAAAGACUCAUGAAUGAAGCAGACUGUUGACUGUUUUGUUUUGGUUUAGUUUGUUUUUUCUUUCUCAUGUUUCCUCCCAUUCGUUCUAAUUCUUCUGUACAAUGUGACUAAUGUGAAAAUCUAUUUAAUAAGAAUGUAUCUGAGAGCCUACAUAGGAUUGCACGCCAUGUUGGGGAGGAGGUAGGGGAGGGAAGCAGAGAAAAAUUAAACCUUAUUGAAGUUGUCAACCUGAAAGUUUGGUUAAAGUAGGCAAACAAGCUAGGUGAUAUGUAAAUUCGUGAUGUUUAUUCCCUUAAAGGUAGCGAAGCUAGCUUACUUGUACCUAGAAGGAGCCAGAGCUUAAGUUCUGACUGUCUGAACAAAGGAAUGAGAAGGUUUAAAUACAUUUUUAGUCCCAACUCAGCAUGCCUGCAUUAUUCAGUUUUGUGGUCCCAUGUAUGUUUAACCACGAUACAAGAAAAGGAUUUCCCUUAAUGGAGUAGGUUGUAAAUAUAAUAAGUCAAGAUAGUUGACAAAGUGUCAAUUUUAAAUUACAACCCAGGAUCUCUGUGUUUAAUUUACGAUUAACAUGCCAAAACAUAGUAUAUGCCCAUAAUAUAUUAAGAUAAGAAAAAGUCACAUUAUUCAAGAUAGUUUCUUGAGUUAAAGGUCUCAUCCUUAAUGGCUAAUAGACAGAGGAAAGAAUGCUCUUAAGUCAGCCAGAUCUGGCCUUGUUGACAUAGGAGGAGGUAUUCUCUGAGUUUACUCAGAGAACAAAGAAGCUUAGGUUCAGACUCUUCUUCUGGUAAAUCAGUUCAGGCUCUUCCUCAGGCUCUGACCCUUAUUGAAGUUACUAACUUGAUUUUAAAUGAUUAUCAUUUCCUCCUUUUGGUCAAAGGCAAGCUGAAAGCUUCACCUUUAGACCAAGGAAGAUAUGGAAAAACCUCUCUCUUCCUCGGGAGUGAAGUUCUAAAAAUCCUUACCCAGGGGGGUUCAAGUUUAUUUUUUUUUUCUGUGGUUGGACAUCCCCAGAGAUGGGCAGUCACUGCAAAGUAAUUGUAAACAAGCAGAAGGAGCAAGUUGCAAGGGGGUCAGGGUAAGGAGCAUAAUGGGAAAAAUAGAGCAGCUAAGUAAAAUAAGCUAAAGAUACCAAAGAUAUAGGUAACCAAUCUUGGAAAUGCAAAGGACUCAGAAAAGGGAGCUGUUCAUGCAGGUCUGGUCCUGACUCUUGGUAAAGCUGUCUAUGUCUGACGUCGUCUUUUUCAGACCCCUUUGAAACUGGAGGGCCAGGUCUCCUAUGAGUUCAGAUGUCCACUCGGGAGCAGGGGCAAUCAUCAGAUGUGACAGAGGGAUCAAGGAGUCCAUAUUCACAAGUUGGCAGCUAUAGGAGUAGUUAGACCUGACAGGGGCUCCCAGAACACAUAUGAUUUGAUAAUUGAGAGAAAAAAAACAGCACAACAUAGAUCCUUGACCAAAGGCACAUAGAAAUGGUUCAGUUUCCCAGCCACGCAGGGCUAAGUUCAAACAGUGCAAUAAAUGGUUCAGUAUCUGUAGUAACAAUCUUGCUAGCAGCUGCUGUGGGGGUGUAAGAUCUACCAACAAGUCGCACCCAGAAAGCUGCCAACACAGGUUCUUUUGAUCUGCUUUACUAAGGAAAGUAGCAUUAAGGGGUUAAUAAUCUUAUUUCAAACCAACACACAAAUAUCAUUCACUUAGUUCAGGGCUAAAAGCCAGCACCCUGAACUUCAGAGAAAAUACAAACAAAUUACAAAUGUCAGUAGACAGACCUUGUCUGAUUAAAAUCACAACAUAUAGUUGCCAGAGAAGAACCAACAUCUGAGUUGUAAAGCUGGGGGUGGGGCAGUUGCAGCUUACCCAGAGUCUCAACACUUCUUACACGAGUGUGCCCCUCAAAAGUCAAAUGCCAAGCUGUCCUCAAUUAUAUCCUGUUCAGAGCCCUGAGGGCUCUGACCUCACCCAGGCUAGUUAUCUCUGUGCUGAGAUAUAACCAAGACAAAAAGACCCCACUUCAUCUGCCCCAUUCAAACACAGGCCAGAAUCAUUAAAGGCACUUAAGAGAAGAAAAGCAAAAAGUCCCACCUUAAUUUCUAUUACAGUAUCCCAGCCACACAGGGCUGAGUUUAAACAAAUACAAUAAAGUUUUUCUCACAAUUCACAAAAUUGCACAAUUACAUUGUCAGGUACAGAUCAAACCACUUAGAUGGUUCACAGUAGACUGGUACUGAGAGGGGACAUUCAUAUGUCACAUGUUUACAUUUACACAUUAGAUAACCAAGAAAACUUAAUCAUGAAUCAUACAUAGUAAUGCAAUCAUUAUCAACAAUGUUAACCAACGUUAAAUUCCUUGUAUCCCAGUUACCUAUUCCCAAUGUCUAUUUAAGCAGCGCUUUUUGAAUCCCAGAUGCCUGAUGUCGUUAUCUGGUUGGUCCCUAGAUGUCGUCCUUUCUUUGACAAAAAGGUCUUAUUCUUAGGACAGUUCUGCUUCUUCUGUUUCAUAUCUAGAAAUUCCCAGAUAAUUCUUACUUAAUAUAACUUAGUACAGUCUCUUAAAUGUGAUUCUCCAUUUUUGAAACUUCGGAGUAUUUCAGUGUAUAUUUUAUUAUCUGCUGUUUCUGUCCUUACCUGAACCUUGUACCUGGUAUAAGAAUCCUUUAAAAUGUGAAGGUCCAACCAUAAAAUGAGCUCAUCUGCCUUUUAAAAUUAUCAGACAGAUGCCUUAAUAAAGGAGAAAUAAUUUUACUUUUAUCACUGUCUUAUACAAUUUUGUGCAAAAAUCCAAAUGUAAGAUCUAUUUACCAAAAUAUAAUAAAUAUUGGAAGUCAAUC
Messenger RNA from Trichosurus vulpecula (common brushtail), 6427 nucleotides. RefSeq names its product condensin complex subunit 3-like. NCBI's taxonomy places the organism in Eukaryota, Metazoa, Chordata, Mammalia, Diprotodontia, Phalangeridae. Gene Ontology annotation, biological process: mitotic chromosome condensation. The record is from RefSeq and is a predicted model, not a curated record. Gene Ontology annotation, cellular component: cytoplasm; condensed chromosome; condensin complex.